GCCGCCGGCCCGCUCGCUCCCGGACCGGCUCCUCCUCCUCUUCUCGCCAUUGCAGUUGGACUGAGCAGCCCGGCACGGGGUCCGCGUGGCUGUUUUUUGGAGGGGGUUAGACCCCGGUGGGCUUUAGCAGGAGGGCCGCGGCAGCGGCGGCGGCGGAGGCCGGGGAGAGGGGACGCCGACAAGAUAGUUGAAGUAUUGAUAACACCAAGGAAAUCUGUCACAGUUUGAAAGAUAAGCAAAGUUUGAUUUCCACACACUACAGAAAAAGAAGCAAAAAUGGCAUUGUACCAUCAUCACUUCAUCACCAGAAGAAGAAGGUUUUCACAUUUCCAGCGUCCAAUGAGAAUUUUUGUGAAUGAUGAUCGCCAUGUGAUGGCAAAGCACUCUUCAGUUUAUCCAACACAAGAGGAGCUGGAGGCCGUGCAGAACAUGGUAUCCCACACUGAACGGGCACUCAAAGCUGUGUCUGACUGGAUCGAUGAGCAGGAAAAGGGCAGUGGUGAGCUUGCUGAGUCUGAAAAUAUGGACGCACCCCCAGAUGAUGAGAGCAAAGAAGGGGCUGGGGAGCAGAAGGCAGAACAUAUGACUAGGACCCUGAGGGGUGUGAUGCGGGUCGGCCUGGUAGCCAAGGGUCUUCUGCUCAAGGGGGACUUGGAUCUGGAGCUGGUUCUGCUAUGUAAGGAGAAGCCCACGACUGCCCUCCUGGACAAGGUGGCUGACAACUUGGCCAUCCAGCUCACUACUGUAACUGAAGACAAGUAUGAAAUUCUUCAAUCUGUGGAUGAUGCUGCGAUUGUGAUAAAAAACACAAAAGAGCCCCCGUUGUCCCUGACCAUCCACCUGACGUCCCCUGUGGUCAGAGAAGAGAUGGAGAAAGUGUUAGCUGGAGAAACGCUAUCAGUCAACGAUCCCCCGGACGUUCUGGACAGGCAGAAAUGCCUUGCUGCCUUGGCGUCCCUCCGUCACGCCAAGUGGUUCCAGGCCAGAGCCAAUGGGCUGAAGUCGUGUGUCAUUGUCAUCCGUGUCUUGAGGGACUUGUGUACCCGCGUGCCCACCUGGGGUCCCCUCAGAGGAUGGCCCCUGGAACUGCUGUGUGAGAAGUCCAUUGGCACAGCCAACAGGCCAAUGGGUGCUGGCGAGGCCCUGCGAAGAGUGUUGGAGUGCCUGGCGUCCGGCAUCGUGAUGCCAGAUGGUUCUGGCAUUUAUGACCCUUGUGAAAAAGAAGCCACUGAUGCUAUUGGGCAUCUAGACAGACAGCAACGGGAAGAUAUCACACAGAGUGCGCAGCAUGCCCUGCGGCUCGCUGCCUUUGGUCAGCUCCAUAAAGUCCUGGGAAUGGACCCCCUGCCUUCCAAGAUGCCCAAGAAACCAAAGAAUGAGAACCCCGUGGACUAUAUUGUGCAAAUCCCUCCCAGCACUACCUACGCCAUUACUCCUAUGAAGCGGCCCAUGGAGGAGGAUUGUGAGGAGAAGUCUCCCAGCAAAAAGAAGAAAAAGAUUCAGAAGAAAGAGGAGAAGGCAGAACCUCCCCAAGCCAUGAAUGCCCUGAUGAGGCUGAACCAGCUGAAGCCAGGGCUGCAGUACAAGCUGGUUUCCCAAACAGGCCCUGUCCACGCCCCUAUCUUCACCAUGUCAGUGGAGGUAGACGGCAGUUCAUUCGAGGCCUCUGGGCCAUCCAAAAAGACUGCUAAGCUGCACGUGGCCGUUAAAGUGUUACAGGACAUGGGCUUACCUACAGGCGCUGAAGGCAGGGACUCAAGCAAGGGAGAGGACUCGGCUGAGGAGUCAGAGACAAAGCCUGCAGUAGUGGUCGCACCUCCUGUGGUGGAAGCUCUUUCCACUCCCAGUGCAGCCUUCUCAGAUGCCACUACUGAGCAGGGACCGAUUUUGACUAAACAUGGCAAAAACCCAGUUAUGGAGCUUAACGAGAAGAGGCGUGGGCUCAAGUACGAGCUCAUCUCUGAGACUGGGGGCAGCCACGACAAGCGAUUCGUCAUGGAGGUUGAGGUGGAUGGACAGAAGUUUCAGGGUGCUGGGUCAAACAAAAAGGUGGCAAAGGCUUAUGCUGCUCUUGCUGCACUGGAAAAGCUUUUUCCUGAUGCCCCCCUUACUCUUGAAGCCAACAAAAAGAAGAGAACCCCUGUACCUGUCAGAGGCGGACCCAAAUUUGCUGCCAAGCCACACAACCCCAGCUUUGGUAUGGGUGGCCCCAUGCAUAAUGAAGUGCCCCCACCUCCCAACAUCCGUGGGCGAGGUAGAGGAGGCAACAUCCGGGGGCGUGGUCGGGGACGAGGAUUUGGUGGAGCCAACCAUGGAGGCUACAUGAAUACAGGCACUGGGUAUGGAAGCUAUGGGUACGGAAGCAACUCAGCGACUGCAGGCUACAGUGACUUUUUCACAGACUGCUACGGCUAUCAUGAUUUUGGGUCUUCCUAGAGCGUCUAAAAGUAUUGCACACAAAAUCAACUUUUCACUCCAAUUUCCUCCAACUCCAAAACCCAAAGUGUCCGUGCUGUGUCCCUGUGCUUCACUGGGUUUCUCAACCGUGCCUUUCCACCGCAGCUUGUCUGAAACUCUUAGCCUGCAGAUUUAAGACAAUGGCAGUUUUUACGUGAAUUUGCCUUUGAACUUGGUCAUUUUGAAGUUCACAAUAAGUGGAAAAUACUUUCUCAGAGAAUGUAUUUUGUGCAGCCUUGCACAGAAUUCUAGAGCCAGCGUUGUUCAGCAUCAAGGCAAAAGCCCACCUUUGCUUUUUAUGGAAAGCAUUUCUUUAUUUAAAGAGACAGAUAAUGACACAUUUUAAUCUACCUUUGUCUUAAUUUACAGCAGGUUUUGUAUGAAUUUUUAACCUUUUAACAAAUUUCCAAGUCUGGUUGAUGCCUUUGACAGUGAUAAACUAUUUCACCAUGUCUGAAUCCAGAGCAACUGGCUUUUUUUUCUCUCUCUCUCUCUUUUGAACGAGCAUGUAAAACUCGAGGAACAUGGGCAAUUGUACACUCUACUAAGCGAAGUCCUCGCACCUUUUGUAAAUGCUCUGGUGGGUUCUUGUUUGGGCUGUGCUAUCUUGUGGCUGGUUUAGCUAGAGAGUGAACUCUCAAAGGUAUCAAAAGUAUGCUUCCAUCACUACCUGUGCAAGAAAUAGACAGGCCUUUAAGGGGAGAAAAAUGUGAAAUUUUGCAAGUCCUGAUCACAGUUGCAAAUGCAAGGGAUUCUUUUUUUUUUUUUUUUGGUUGGUGUUUGUUGAUGUUGUUGUUCGUUUGUUUGUUUUAAACAUUGGGGCUAUUAAAAUGAACAGAAAGAACCUAGCACAUUCCCAGAUUUUCCAGUGGAAAACUGAUUUUGCCUUCACCAGGUCUGUCCUGCUGGGCAUGCAGCCACAGACUGUCGAGCCCAGAGUGGUCCCUGUGUGCAAAGAUAUGAGGCACUUUGGACUCUACACAGAGACCGGUUUCCAGUCACAGUCUUCUUGGUACUGUGAUUUCCACCUUUGCCAGGCAGUUCUUUCUGCUGCAAAUCCCACCUCCCUUGACUUGCAAGAUUUUGCGUUGAUUCAGGCAAAAGCUAGUCAAAAAGGUUAUUGUAUCAUUUGUUCCCCGAAGUUUGAAACAUUCAGUGAAACUUAACACUUUGAUUGCAUGAUGUAUUUUUUUUAGGAAGUUAUUGUUUGCAAAUAAUGUCUUUUUAUACCAGGACAUAGUUACCCUGAAUGACGUUGAAAUUUUCCCCUCCCUUUAUUUUAUUAUUAUUUUUUUUAAAUGAAUACAUGUGAAAGUAAUAAGC
Molecule: messenger RNA, 3780 nt
Organism: Jaculus jaculus (lesser Egyptian jerboa)
Lineage: Eukaryota; Metazoa; Chordata; Mammalia; Rodentia; Dipodidae
Gene: Ilf3
Product: interleukin enhancer binding factor 3
Exons: 19
Coding region: 277-2436 (719 amino acids)
Cellular component (GO): precatalytic spliceosome
Molecular function (GO): double-stranded RNA binding; single-stranded RNA binding
Source: RefSeq, a predicted model, not a curated record